AUGACGGGAACAUCGGAAGAGGUUGUAACUCUUCUGCCACUACCGCCAUCUUCUUCACGUCAUCAUAGUUAUACUUCUUCACAUAGACAACGACAUUCCUCUUUGUCGCCUGUACUUUCUACAAAAAUUAUGGUUAAUAAAUUAACAAAAAAUGUCAAAGAAGCUCAUUUACAAGAAAUAUUUGGUGCAUUUGGUAGGAUUAAUCGAAUAGAAGUAUUGAUUGACGAAAAAUUAAAGCCAACUAAACCAAACUUCUCUAAACUGAGUUUUUUGGGAAGCUAG
Messenger RNA from Entrophospora sp. SA101, 282 nucleotides. The record is from the annotation of a GenBank genome assembly. Lineage: Eukaryota; Fungi; Glomeromycota; Glomeromycetes; Entrophosporales; Entrophosporaceae.